AUGUCAAGGUCCCAGCUUGAGCUGCAAAGUGUCGACGUUACCCGGAAGAGACGUGGAACAGGGAAGUGGCCUUUGAUUAGUUGGGCUACAACAAUCGCGAGUCCUGGAAGGGACAAAACCAAAGCAAUCUUUCAGCUUGACAGUUACCAUUUUAGGCAAAGCUUAACCCAUGUGAGUCAGCGUCAAAGCUCAUCUCUGCCAACCGUUUGGUCUUGCCCCGCACAGCUUAAGACUGCAAGCUUGUUGCGCCUGGCCUGCCGAGAGCCCAAAGUCAACCUCCUCGCUGAGGGGCAAGGUGUUCUUUGUGCAAGGUGUGUGAUUCGGGCCACUGCGCCGAACUUGCAGACGGUCGGAUUUUGA
This is a messenger RNA of Effrenium voratum, 360 nucleotides long. Lineage: Eukaryota; Dinophyceae; Suessiales; Symbiodiniaceae. The record is from the annotation of a GenBank genome assembly.